CAGUUUUUUUGGCUGUGUGUUUUGUUCGCGAAAGGCUGUUUUUCUCGUGCAGUUAAAUUAAAUAAUUUUGCAAGGCAAUGAUAUCACUGGCUGACGUCAUGGUGCAUAAAUAAACGUGUUGAAUUGGUGAGCUGCGACUCGAUAAGAGAGUGGGAUAGUUUGGUGGGAGAGAUACAUGAACGUCAAAGGUCCGCGAGACGUUGAAACAAAACGAAGCUCGGCAGUUUGGAAGAGUGUUUGCGUGUGAAAGACAUCGCGGUCAAUUUAUUCCAAUAAAUUUCAGUGAUAUUUAUAGAAGUGCCAGUGUUUUUGGGUAUUUCAUCACAAAUCAGCAGCUUCUUGUGUACAAUCUGGAUUAUUUCAUAUGCACAGACAUCUCCCGGAAAAGCCUCCAGUAACUCCUAGACUUUGAGGGAUUUUCCCUUGAGUUUUUUAUUGCUUAAAAACAUUUGAUUGUUUUCUUGUGGAAAAGUGUUUGUGCUGAGUGAGAAAAGUGCACAAAUUUCCUGUGUUUCAGAGUCAACGAGGAGGAACCAACUACUUUCCAGAAGAGUGCUAUUUUGGGGCUGAAAGCGCGAGUGAGAGAGAAAGACACAAAAUGUCGACCCCAAAGCUUCCACCGCCACCACCGCCGAAGCCUGCAAAUCACAGAAAUGAGUCAGUGGCGAGCCACCAGCACAGUGAGGAGCAACGGAACGGAGCCACAGAAGAGACAUCCGCACCGGUGAGGGCAGAACAAGUGGUGAUGACACCAAAGGGCAAAACCGCAAACUCCACAGUUAUCCUCAUUGAGCGGAAGCUCGUUGAGGAGAUCAGUGAGAGAGUACAUGUAGCUGGAGGGGAUCACAAAGGGAUUAUCAUCAAUAAAGAUGCCAUUAAAGAUCAAAAAUCCCAGAUUAUUCCUGCCCAACUGUGCCUGGAAUUCCGGGUGUUUCUAGUCAGCGCAAAUACCGGUCAACACUCACAGGAAUCCCGAACUUUGCGGUUCUGGUUCCGGGAGUGGCUGAAGGAUGCCGAAAGGCAAGCACAAGUUGCACAAGAUUUCUUCCGGGAACUUGUUACGCCCAAAGAAUUUCCCAGGGAUUAUGUGGGAUUUAUCAAGAAAAUUAUGAAACAAUUACAGAAGGGCUAUGAUGAAAUACAGGCUCUGGAGGUUGAACUGAAGAUCUUGGAGGUCACAUCAGCACCUCCAUCCAGACCACCGCGGCCCGGUUAUUUGAUAUUUUGCUAUGGUGACUGCAAUAGAAAAUUGCACAGCCGUUUAUCAACCAGUGCAGUGUCAAUUGAAGACACCCAAUUUGAAGUGAUACCACUGACACCAGAGAAAGUUCUUGAGCUCAUUGAACAGGCAUACCCUAAUCCAAUAACGCCAGAGGAUUUGGCACGGGAUAAUGGAUGGAGUGAGGAGGAAGUUCAACAAGUGCUCAUUUCUCUGCAAAAUCGUGGCCUUGUGAAGGCAAUGGAGUACAAUUCUUUCACACGAAUCCACCAUGAAGACAAGGAUAUUAAGGUGGUGAAGCAAAUGCCGACAAUUGCUUCAAACAAACAACCAACAAUUGCUAUAAUCACAGCUCAAUACUGUGAGAAAUUGGCUGUUGAUGCCAUGUUGGAGAACAAGGAGACCUUUGUCCGGUACACAACAGUCGGAACAUCAGCUGAAAAAGAUGUGAAUGGGUUAGAGAGGAGGAGACAGAAAAAGAAAAGAUUUGGGGAGUCCAAUGUAUACACUCUGGGCAAUAUUGGCGCCCAUAGGAUCGUCAGCACAAAGCUGCCGAGAGUGGGUAGCAGCAGGGAGGCAAUGACGGCCACGGGCAAUACCACAACCCGUCUCCUGGGCACAUUCCAGAAGGUGGACUAUGUGUUCAUUGUAGGAGUAGCUGGCGGUGUGCCGCAUUAUACGGACUAUCGGAAGCAUGUGCGCCUCGGGGACGUUGUCAUCUCUCAUCCGGACAUCAAAAGGAAUUCUGUGCUCGAAAAUGGCCACUCAAAUCCCUGGGGAGAGGAUCAAUUUGUGUACGUGUACAACAGUCGAGGCCGCGAGGUGAAAACAUACUUCCCGGUGAAUCCAUGCUUGCAGCAAAUUGCCAAGUACCUGCAGAUGCAACAUGUGAAGAAGCCUUGGGAGACCUACCUCAAGGAUGGCCUUAGGCAUCUUCAGGAGCGCACAAUCAAUGAUUUCUCCCGCCCAGCUGCAAACACGGACAAGCUAUACAUGAACAUUGGUAAUAGGGAUGUGAUUGAAGUGGCACAUCCACAGCAAAGUACCCAGGAUGCUCAGGAAGAUGCCACAGAUGCUGGAGGACCACUGACCAGAGUACACUUGGGCCCUAUUGGCUCAGGAAGUGAUCAGAUUAAGUCAGACACGUUGAGGACAGAAUUCUCGAGGACCUUUGGCUUACUGGCCACGGACAUCGAGAUGAGCUCUGUUCUGGACAGUGUCAUUGGGAAUUGUCGUGAUAGCUUCAUCCUCGUCAAGGGAAUUUCUGACUACAAAGACGGAACAACGACCAAGAAGUGGCAGAAUUAUGCUUCCCUGGCUGCUGCUGCCGUCAUGAAGAGCAUCAUCUGUGCCAUGGAUGCCCCCACGAAUGUCUGAGGUGUCCGUUGGAAGUCCUUAGUAUGCGAGAGAGUGUGAUUUGGAUUACCAAAAGAGAGAGAGCGUUUUUUUUCGGAAGGAGUUUGUACUUUUGUGCUAUUUUUUUCACUUGUUGUAGUCACUUGAGAUAUUUAUUUUGCUAUCGAGAAAUGUAUUUAAGAAGUCCCCUUUGUAUCAACACCAUCAUCCCUUUGAAAUUAAUCCACUGAUAUAAUUUUAUCAACACAUAUUGAAGUUCUGACAUGUAAUAAGGUAAUAAAUUGAAAUGUGCUACUUA
Phlebotomus papatasi is the source of this 2873-nucleotide messenger RNA. RefSeq lists its product as uncharacterized. The transcript has 10 exons. Gene Ontology annotation, molecular function: protein binding; catalytic activity. The record is from RefSeq and is a predicted model, not a curated record. Lineage: Eukaryota; Metazoa; Arthropoda; Insecta; Diptera; Psychodidae. The coding region runs from base 599 to 2596 and encodes 665 amino acids. Gene Ontology annotation, biological process: nucleoside metabolic process; regulation of apoptotic process.